UAUUGCUUACUCCAUUUGACCCGGAAAAAAAAUGUUUUAAAAUGUCUCUCUUUUUUUAAUGUAAAAAAUGUUAAUCAGGGCACACAUUCUAAAGGGGUCCCUUCUGUUUUAUGGUUUUCUUGGCACAUUGCAACACAAAAUGGCUUCCUGCAUGUUGGUUACACCACAGUGACUUUAAUUAAGUGGCCAGAUGUUUCCCCCCCAAUAUUUUAAUAACAAUUUAAAAUAACAAUUACUUUACAGCUUAUUUUAAAAAAUCAUAACGUUAUACCAAACAACUAAUGGCAUUUUUUCCCCCAAGUAUUCCAGCUUAUUAAAUAUCCAGACAGUUACACAACUUAGACAUUUAUACUUUAAGCACCAGAAGAAAAAAAAAUGAUAAAAGUUAUGUGAAUUCAGAAAUUGAAAACAUGUUCCAUCAUAGAUUAGGUGUAUUCAAGCCAUUGUAUAUAUGAUUAGUUUUUAAUUUAUUUUAAAUGCUCAAGAUCCACACAAAAAUGAGCAUCACAUUUACAUAUCAAAAUCAGUAGUGACAUUUUGUUGAAUAAGAAGUGUUCAUAAAAUAGGAGAGACCUGAACUGGUUGGAUCAGGGUUCAUUUAUGGGUCAUAAUCAGGUGCAAUCAAUCAAAAAUUGUGACCUUUGAGUGUAACAAAAAGCCCUUAACCCUUCCAGCUAAAACGAUUCAAAAAUAAUAAUUGAAAAAGACAAAAUAUGUGAAUGUUGGUUAAUAAGGAUCGGAAGCAAUUAUGGUAUAAAAUUUGGAGGCCUGCGAUACAUUAUAAUGCUUGGCUGACAUCAUUUAAGAAAAGAGAGUGAGUUAGCUUGGUUGGCAUAUGUAUAAAGUAUUAUUAACAAUUCAUAGCAGACCUGAACAUUGAUCUUUAAAUACAUGCAGAUACUCACAUGUGGUGUUAGUUUGGGUUAAAAUAAACAUUUUCAUCUUCUUCUUUUUUUUCUUGUUGCCUCCCUCUUUAAACUGUAGCCUUUUAACACUGUACCAACCAACUCUAUAAUAAAAAUAUAGUCAUAGAUUUAAAAAAGCUAAAUAUUUUGUUACACUGAAUAUAUCAAUUAUUUUUUUUUACCUCAGGACUUAAGAUUUUCAUCUGCAUCUAGUAGGGUUAUCUUAAUGUUUGAUUCACCAGAGAUAUUCAACAAGGAAUGAAAAGUGUGCUAACCAACUUUAAUCUUCUCUAAAUAGAUUAAAAAAGCAACUAAAAUGAAUGCAAAAGUCACACAAUCACAUGUGUCUUUUCUAUUUCUCUUUGGCCAGAUGCUUCCAGGUCGUGUUACUGUUCUACAGCCCAUUACAGGUGUUAGCAGUGGAAAAUGUUAACUUUGGAGUUCACGUAGAGAAUCAGACAGGGGUGCGGGAUGGCCUGAGCCGGAAGCACCAUCGGGUUUACCAACUAUACAGCCGGACCAGUGGAAAACACAUCCAGGUGCUCGGCAAGAAAAUCACUGCCAUGGGAGAGGAUGGGGACAAAUAUGCCCAGCUCGUGGUGGAGGCCGACACCUUUGGGAGUCAAGUGAGAAUACGAGGGAAGGAGACAAACUACUACUUAUGCAUGAACCGUAAGGGGAAGCUUGUGGGGAAGAAAGACAGCAGCGUAAACGGAGGCUGCGUUUUCAUCGAGAUAAUGCUUGAGAAUAACUACACUGCUUGGAUGUCAGCGCGCUACGUAGGCUGGUACGUGGGCUUCACCAAAAGGGGCCGACCACGCAGGGGCCCAAACACGUUACCCAACCAGCGAGAUGUGCAUUUCAUGAAACGCUUCCCUCCAGGAGAGCAGCCCGACCUGCAGCCCUGCAGCUUCACCACAGUCAGCAAGAGGAGCAAAAGAGUCCAGCAGACCUCCACCGCUCCUCCACCACUCCCAUAAUACUACAAACACUUGUGCGCAAAGAUCCCUUCUUACAGAGGAUCUAGAGACGCUCUUCUUUGAAACAUAAGUAGGUUAGACUUUAGGGCCGACCUCUCGGUGGAAGUCAAAAAGGACGAGGUUGCUUAAACACUGUGUAAUCAUGCAAACAUAACCAAAGACUCCUGGGCAAGUGUCCAGUCACUGAACCCUGUCAACAAGGGGACCAAGCACUUCAGAGGCCAAAGAAUUCCCCUCUAAUGUCCAGUGCCACUGACUUUGAUUUGUCCCACCACAAAAGGGCAAAACACUUGCGUGAAGUUGUAUGCCUGGAAAAAUGGCAAGUACAUGGCCUAAUACACAUCAGCUGAGACUUGCCAACUUGGAUGCUCAUGACCAAAAGGGCAAGGACCUGCUUUGUACUCAUCAAAAUGUCAGCUUUGGGCCUGUAAGAGCCAUGAGAUACCAAGAACCAAAGUCAAUCACAAUGUAUUUGACAGGAAAACUUUUUAGACCCUCCUUUGGUUUUGCCUCAGAUACUUUGCUGUUCACAUUUCACCAGGAGCAUCGAGUGUCUUUCAUAUUCAUCAGCAAUGAAGGUAUCAGCAACCAAUGAAAUAAAGUGCAAUUUAAAGAAAGUGACAUACACUACUGUUCAAAAGUUUGGGGUCAGUAAGUUUUUUUUUUUUUUAUGUUUUUGAGUGGCCGUUUACACUUUUUCAACUAAAAUCGGAAAACUUGUGCGUUUUGGCCAAUCAUUUACACAACAGAAACAUUUUGGUGGCCUGAAACCGCAAACUUUUGAAAACGGGUUUCAAAGUGCACGUUUUUGAAAACGAUACCGUUAUUGUCUCAGUGUAAACUACAAAAAGCGAAAUUGUGAAAACUGUGACAUCAUGCGCAUGCGUAUUAUGUGUUCAGUCUACAGACACGUAGUGUUUCUUUAAAAAAAGUGACAUCACCAACUACUGGCCUGUCAGCAUAAUACAGCAUUUUUCAUUGUUUUCGCAGAUCUGUGUGAACGGGAUCGUUUUGACAACGUUGUUUGUACACGAAAAACGCAAAGUUUUUAGUACAUUGUUGUUGCGUAAACGUACCCUUUAAGAAGUCUUCACCAAGGCUGUUUUUAUUUAAUCAAAAAAUACAGUAAAAACAGUAAUACUGUUCAAAUUUAAGAUAUUGCAAAAUAUUAAAAUUUUACAACUCAGAAUAACAGUUUCUUAUUUUCAUAUACUUUAAAAUGUAAUUUAAUCCUGUGAAGCAAAGCUGAACUUUCAGCAACAUUACUCCAGUCUUCAGUGUCACAUGAUCCUUCAGAAAUGAUAAUAUGCUAAUUCUAACAUGCUGAUUUGCUGCUCCUGAAAAAUUUCUUGUUAUUAUCAAUGUUGAAAACAGUUGUGCUAAUAUUUUUGAGGAAACUGGUUUAUUUCAGGACUGUUUGAUGAAUAAAAUGUUCAAAAGAACAGCAUUUAUUUGAAAUCAAAAUCUUUGUAACAAAUGUUAUUGUCACUUUUGAUCGAUAAUACGCAUUUGCUAAAUAAAAGCAUAAAAUAUAUAUAUAAAACUAUAUUACUGACCCCAAACUUUUGAACGAUAUAUAUUAGCAGCACAGAAUAACAAAUGAAAUAUUUUGACCAUUAAAAAGACUGUAACAUCCAUUAGAGCAGAACUUGGCCUAUAUAAGACAUGUUUGACCAAACGCUGAUCUACACUGAUGUUCAUGGCUUUUUCAAAACAAAAUAUCCAUUACAGGCCACAACUUUUUCACUUUAGAUAGUUUGUAAAUGAUCAGUUAUUCGAACUGACCCUGGAGCUUCCAGCCCUGCAAGUGUUGUAAUGCAAAAUGUUGCUGUUACAAAUUACUCUGUCCCAAAAACACUUGGGGCUGGUGAAAUCUUGAGAGAUAUUUUGAUACUAUUCAUGUUAUUAAAAUAUUUAUUUUGUGGA
Molecule: messenger RNA, 3811 nt
Organism: Ctenopharyngodon idella (grass carp)
Lineage: Eukaryota; Metazoa; Chordata; Actinopteri; Cypriniformes; Xenocyprididae
Gene: fgf18b
Product: fibroblast growth factor 18b
Exons: 4
Coding region: 1226-1885 (219 amino acids)
Biological process (GO): positive regulation of protein phosphorylation; positive regulation of cell population proliferation; fibroblast growth factor receptor signaling pathway
Cellular component (GO): cytoplasm
Molecular function (GO): growth factor activity; type 2 fibroblast growth factor receptor binding; type 1 fibroblast growth factor receptor binding
Source: RefSeq, a predicted model, not a curated record